AUGGCCAGUGCAAGCGGUGUUCCCAGGCGUGUUUCGAUGGCCUACAUCCUGGGCUUCAGCAACAAGCCGUUCAAAGACGGAGGACCACCUGCGCCGUCGCAGCCGCCACCGCCGCCGCCUCGCCAUCCAGGCGCAUUCAAGCAGAUGGUCACUACACCCGGCGGCGUCAUUGAGUGGGCCGCGAGCGACGGCCGUCGCGGCAGACUUACUGGGCCAGGCAAGCCACGCUUGACUUCAAACCAUCUCGCUCAGGUCCCGCCAGGAGAGACGGUGGUCAAAGCAGGAUCCAACGCCGGUGGCGCAAACAAUGACACAUCUGCCGACGAUGGCUGGACUGCUGAGCAAGACGAGAAGCUGAUGGAGAUGAAGACUGAGAACAAGGGCUGGAAGGCCAUCGCCGAAGUAGUUGGGAAGGAAUCUGGCCAAUGCAAGGCUCACUUCAAAGAAAUCAAGCUGAAAGACUGGAAGCCAGAUGUCAGCAAAGGCGGUGGAGGCGGCAACAAGCAGAAGCAAGGGAAACAAAAGGAAGAGAAAGGCCAAAAAGAGGACGCAAAGAAGAAAGAUGAGAAGAAGGGCGGUCAGCAGAAAGACUCUUGGGCCGGCUGUAAAGACGACAGUGGUGACGGUAUAUGGAGUGGUGGCGGUGGUUGGAACCUGGCUGGUGACACCUCUAAAAGUAGCAGUGGUAACGAUGCAUGGGUAGAUGUUGACGGUGGUUUUAAUCUGGCUGAUGACGACAAGAAGGGCGAGAAUGGGAAGAGCGAUAAUGGUAGCAAAGGCACCAAGGGAGAGCCUGGAAACCACAAGGAUGAAGAAGGCUUCAAAGCUAACGAAGCCACCUGGGAAACCACGAAAGGAGAGUCUGGUGGCAACGGCACAACAGGCAGUUGGGGUGCUGCCCCUUGGGGCUCACCGGGUAACACCAAGACCGAGAACGCUGGAGGUAACAUUUCAGGAGACUGGAAUAACGGGCCCGCCUUCAACAACUCAAACGAAGACAGUGGAUGGGAUCCAGCUCCUGUCGUCAAACCCCCGUCAAACCCAGACUCAAAGCCGCAUUCUACGAAGUCUGCAUCGCAUGCUCCACCCAAGCAGCAUUCCUCCCGCGAACCCGAGAGACCGUCUACGACAGCACCAACUGAGUACGAGCUCAAGCCGGACUCCACUUUCUCAGCCAAUGAUCUACGCUUGGUGGCCAGGAUCUUGCAGCAAGACUACCAGAUGGUGUGGAACAGAGUUAGUUGGAGGUUUAGGGACAAGACUGGGAGGGAUCUGCAUCCUGAGGUGUUCGAGAAGAAAAUCACAGGCAGAAUCGAAGGAAAGGACGACGAGCGCGGCAGAAAGUGA
This is a messenger RNA of Ascochyta rabiei, 1347 nucleotides long. RefSeq lists its product as uncharacterized. The record is from RefSeq and is a predicted model, not a curated record. The transcript is spliced from 2 exons. Bases 1 to 1347 code for a protein of 448 amino acids. Lineage: Eukaryota; Fungi; Ascomycota; Dothideomycetes; Pleosporales; Didymellaceae.